AAUGAAAUCAUUUUUUGCUUUUUCUAGUUGCUGGAUCUGUUUUAGAAGGGAGUGAAUACUGUCCUUGUCAUUUGGUGUUUCUGUUCAAAAACCUAUAAGCAACAUGAUGAAAAUCAGAACAAAAGAAGACUAGAUUUGGUUAAAAUUGGGGGAAUAGAACUCAAUUGAACUUCAUCACUGAAGUAGUCCAAAUGAACACUUGUCUAUAGUUUGCUUUUAGAGCAGCUGCAUUUUGGGGGGGCUAAGGCACCAUUAGUCCCUUCCCCUCUCACUGUUAAUAGUAACAUGCUUUUAAGUUACUUUGCAUAAAAUCCAGUCUUGAAAAGCCUGCCUUGCUCUUACAAUAUAGUUUCCAUUGUCUGUCUCCUCUUACUCUGGGUGAAUAGAAGGCUUUGUGGUAUCAAUUCAAUAAAAUAAGAUUUCAUUUACUUAGGAUUUCUUCAAACCCCUUUACAAUCCUAGAUGAAUCCAUACAGCUGUUUUCCUCUUCGAUAUUUCCCCAGCACAAGGAGGAAAUCUUUGCAGCGUUGUAGAAAAACAAACUGCUAGUGUUCAGAUUAACAUUGUAAAUUAGCAACAGAUCUUGGCUCUUAUGGGGAUUUGUCUUUUGACAAAUGGAGAUAAAUCUGCAAUACACUUUCUUUAACCACUCUUCUAGUUCAAUAGUUUCCUUACAGUUAUUUUAUUUUUUUUUUUUUUUAAAGUGCUCCUCACCAUAUGAUAGCAGUAUCUGAUGAUUUAGCCAGAUCAUACACUGUACUAAACACUGAUUAUAGUAAAUAACUUGCUGGAAGGCAUAAUGUUUUUGUUCAGUGAAAAGGUGCUAGAAAUGAAAAAGCAAUCAAACAGGAAUGAAGAAAAUGUCUUGUACUCAACUUUCUAACUUUUCUUCAACUCGCCCGUUUUUUGCUUGAAAGCUGCUAAUAGACUGUGAGAGAUGAUGUGAAGAGAAAGAAGGCAAAUAGCAAGAUAAAGUUGCUGAUAAUAUCAAGUUGUUAAAGACAGGAGAUACAGAAGUUGACUGAAGAACUGCAGGAAGAUCUUGCAAGUUGAAGAAGUGAUACAAAAUUCUGUGGAAGUAUGUGGAAGAAGAUGGUUCUAGCUUUUCAUAUGAGGUAUUUAGCUCUGAGCCAACUACUACAACAGUAGAAAUAAAUCUUUGAGCUGUUAUAAGACAGUAUCAUUACCAUAUUUAGAAUUAUAGUCCAAAAAGCAGAGCAAUAGGAAUAGAAAAAUAGCAUUCUGCUACUGUACAAAGCUAUGAUUUCAAUAUGGCAUGCAAUUCUGAUCUGGGUUUCUAGAGAGAUGUAUGGUAGAGCUAGAAAAAUGUCAAAGGAGGACUGUUUAAAGGUGACCAAAGGCAAUAACAACAUCAGAGUGCCCAAGACAAAUGCUUCAGCUUGGAGGAGUGGUGGUGGAGGCAGAAUAAGGUAAAGGCCUGUGAAGAUCACAAGUGGUGGGGAAAGCACCAACAGGUAGCGAUCAUUUGGCAUUGGCCACUAUACAGACUGAAGAACUUCAAAAGAAAUAAGAGCAGUUGAGUUGUUGAUAACUUAUCACAUAAAAAAUAUCCUCCCAGAAUGUUUAGUUUGCAUUACUUCAAACAGCAACUAGGUAAAAAAAUACAAGCAGCAUGUUGUUGGGAAAUUUAAUUACAACAAUGCCAGGUUUCGCUCAGAAAGACCUUGAGAUACAACCUCUUGGAGGUUUGAGAAGUAUUCUGGAAUAAUACCAUUACCCUUUGCCCAGGCAGCUUCUGUUGGCAAUGGUAGCAGCAGGACACUGGGCUGUGACCCAGAAUGGCGGUUGUUACAUGACUGAAGAAUCCCAGCUGUCAGCUACUGACUUGCUAUUGACAUAAAGCGUUCUGCUAAACCUGAGGCGUGGGACUUGUUUUCCCUAUCACGCUUCCUUUAGAUGCUCUGUAGUUUUGAUGUUAACCAUCAAGAAGUACUUGUAUUUCCUAAAAAGAAAAAAUAAUCUCAGUGCCUAACUUUACAGUAGUGUUGCCACUACAGAGGCAGAUACGUAUAAAAUACGUUUGUAUUUUAGCUGCAUAAAAUUCCUUCAAGUUGAAUAUAUCAACUAGCCUCGUUCCUCUUCAGUUAUUUUUAAAACAUUGGUUUUCUUUUGUUAUGUCAAAACCCCCAGAUCUCUACUGAAAUAAUAUCAGAAACCCACUUAAUUGAAUUAGCAUUUUCAAUCCACAUCCACUCAACUCAUAAUAAACUUUGUCUAUUAAUUUACAGUUAUCUUUCUUUGUAAUAAAACUGACUUUAUUACUACACCAGCAACUUAAACAAUUGUGUUUUUUUGUAGGUUUGAUGACUUUUAGAAUAGGUUAUUGAACUUGCGCAGUCUGUCAUUUUUUUUUCCUUCAAAGCUCUAUUAGUUCUGCGUUAACCUAGAAAGGCUUUUCUAAAAAAAAGUUAUUUCUAUGAGUACAUUAUUGUCUUAGUACUGAACUCAGACACACGAGGGCUAAACACCGCUGUUGGUGGACUUGAGACAGCAAAUGUAGCGACACAGCCUGAAACUGUGAAGCUGUUGGGGUUGAGCUUGGAAUUCUCUUCCUGCCGAGCCCAGGGUUUGUGUUACUUGGUUAUUUGGCAGCUGUUGGAUGUGGGGCUGGUGAAUGGAGCCCCUUGUCUGCUCCGCAGAGCCAGUGACAAGUGACAAGUCUGGGUUUUGCCACCGGGAAGCGGCGCAGCAGCCAGGAGCUAAGUUUAGUGUGUUGGACGUGUUUCUCUGACCUCAUACGUGCAUGUUCAUGCUGCCUCCCCCUAAAAGUGAAUCAGCCCAGAGGGCUGAGGAGCAGCAAGACAUAAAAGUCCCUCAGCUGAAUGUUGGACUCUGGGGAUCUCCUGACAAGGACCCUCAUUAAGAGCUUUCCCUGGUUCUGUUGUUAACAAGACAGCAUGUGAUUUUUGGGCAAGUAUUCAUGCUAAAGCUCGGCUUUUCUUGGAGAAAAGAAAACGCUGGUUUAUUUUCUAAGACAAAUAGAUUUCAAAGGAGGCAAGAUCACAAGAGUAUUUUAGUCUAACGAAGUAAAUAUUUUAUAAAAGGAAAGCCCUUCUUUGUUCACGAGAAGAAAAUGGCUGUGGACAAUGGCUUGAACAGCAUAUUGCUUGCUGACAAAUGAGGGUGGCAGUGUUGUGAUUUAUUUUUAGCUAGAGAAUUUUUUUUUUUUUAAACAGAAGUACUCUAGCUUUGGCAGUUGCUGCAUAUUCAGUGUGGGUGGAUGGAACUGAGAAGUCGCAUCUGUGCUAACAAGCGUUUUGGGAUUCCAUUAAAAAAAUUAAACUCAUGUACUGGAAACUGAAGCUGUAUCAGCUCACCUGGGGAGCUCUGCCCUCUGAAUAUCCUCCGAAAGAGGCCCUGCACCGCCCCUAUGGUUGCGAUGUCGAGCCCCAGGCACUGAAUGAAGCCAUCAGAUGGAGCUCCAAGGAGAACCUGCUCGGAGCCACCGAGAGCGACCCCAAUCUCUUUGUUGCACUUUACGAUUUUGUAGCAAGCGGCGACAACACGCUCAGCAUCACCAAAGGUGAGAAGUUGCGAGUCCUGGGUUACAACCAGAAUGGUGAAUGGAGUGAGGUACGUUCGAAGAACGGGCAGGGCUGGGUACCAAGCAACUACAUCACGCCGGUGAACAGCCUGGAAAAGCAUUCGUGGUACCACGGGCCAGUGUCCCGCAGCGCAGCAGAGUAUCUGUUGAGCAGCCUCAUCAACGGCAGCUUCCUGGUUCGUGAAAGCGAGAGCAGCCCAGGGCAGCUGUCCAUCUCGCUCAGGUACGAAGGACGUGUUUACCACUACAGGAUCAAUACCACCUCAGAUGGAAAGGUAUAUGUGACAGCAGAAAGCCGUUUCAGCACGCUAGCAGAGCUAGUGCACCAUCACUCGACGGUAGCAGAUGGACUGGUGACAACUUUGCAUUACCCAGCACCCAAGUGCAAUAAGCCCACUGUCUAUGGAGUGUCCCCCAUCCACGACAAGUGGGAGAUGGAGCGGACUGACAUCACCAUGAAGCACAAACUCGGGGGAGGGCAGUAUGGCGAGGUGUACGUUGGUGUCUGGAAGAAAUACAAUCUCACAGUUGCUGUGAAAACAUUAAAGGAAGAUACCAUGGAGGUGGAAGAGUUCUUGAAAGAAGCUGCUGUGAUGAAAGAGAUCAAGCACCCGAAUCUAGUGCAGUUGUUAGGUGUGUGUACCCUGGAGCCUCCCUUCUACAUCGUGACAGAAUACAUGCCCUACGGGAACCUGCUGGACUAUUUACGGGAAUGCAACCGGGAGGAAGUGAGUGCUGUGGUGCUACUCUAUAUGGCCACCCAGAUCUCCUCCGCUAUGGAGUACCUGGAGAAGAAGAACUUCAUUCACAGGGACCUGGCAGCGCGGAACUGCUUAGUUGGAGAAAAUCAUGUGGUGAAGGUGGCCGACUUUGGCUUAAGUCGGCUUAUGACUGGAGAUACCUACACAGCUCAUGCUGGAGCCAAGUUCCCGAUCAAAUGGACUGCUCCCGAGAGCCUGGCCUAUAACACCUUUUCAAUCAAAUCAGACGUGUGGGCCUUUGGGGUGCUGUUGUGGGAAAUUGCUACCUAUGGGAUGUCACCAUACCCAGGCAUUGACCUCUCUCAGGUGUAUGAUCUGCUGGAAAAGGGAUAUCGGAUGGAACAACCCGAGGGGUGCCCUCCAAAGGUUUACGAACUGAUGAGGGCAUGUUGGAAAUGGAACCCGCCAGACCGACCAUCCUUUGCUGAGACCCACCAGGCUUUUGAAACCAUGUUCCACGACUCGAGCAUCUCAGAGGAGGUAGCAGAGGAGCUGGGAAGAACAGCUUCCUCCUCAUCCAUAGUUCCUUACUUGCCCCGGUUACCCAUGCUUCCCUCCAAGACCAGAACGCUGAAGAAACAGGCAGAGAACAAGGAGAACAUUGAGGGAACACAAGAUCCAGUGGAGCACUCGGCUUCCAGCUCAGCACCAGGUUUUAUCAGAAGCACGCAGCCAAGCAGCGGGUCUCCCGCGCUGCCUCGCAAGCAGAGGGACAAGUCCCCCAGCAGCCUGUUGGAAGAUGCCAAAGAGACCACUUUCACCAGGGACAGGAAAGGCGGCUUCUUCAGCUCCUUUAUGAAGAAGAGGAAUGCUCCCACGCCUCCCAAGCGCAGCAGUUCCUUCCGGGAAAUGGAGAAUCAGCCCCAUAAGAAAUACGAGCUGACGGGUAACUUUUCAUCUGUUGCUUCCUUGCAGCACGUGGACGGGUUCUCUUUUGCUUCCGCGCAGCAGGACGCAAGCCUGGCACCACCCAAGUGCUACGGUGGGGGCUUUGUGCAGAGGACCUUCUACAAUGAUGACAGCACUGGUACCAGCAGCGGUGGGGGCGUAAACACCGGUGGUGGGUGGUCGGGCAUCACUGGCUUCUUUACACCACGCUUGAUUAAAAAGACACUGGGUUUACGAGCAGGAAAACCCACUGGCAGUGAAGAAGCUUCAAAGCCUUUUCCAAGGUCAAACUCUACAUCUUCCAUGUCCUCAGGGCUCCCAGAGCAGGAUAGGAUGGCAAUGACCCUACCCAGAAAUUCCCAGAGGUCAAAAAUCCAGCUGGAACGGACAGUGUCCACCUCUUCUCAGCCCGAUGAGAGCACGGGGAGGGCCAGUGACCUGCUUCCCAAAAGGUUUGAAGAAGGCCCUGCUUUGACCAGAGAGAGACCAAAAGCAAAACUCUUGCCGCGGGGUGCCACAGCGCUCCCCUUCCGAACCCCCUCCGGAUCGGAAGAGAAGGAGAGCCCAGGGCUCGCAGCAGCUCCUAAGGGCAAAGAAAAAAACAGUGGCCCACGGCAAGGGGCCCUUGAGGAUGGCGAGAGACCGGGGUGGUCAUCUCCAGGAAAGGCUGCAGCAAUACUUCCAACCACUCAUAACCACAAAGUGCCAGUCCUAAUCUCACCCACUCUAAAACACACUCCAGCAGACGUGCAGCUCAUUGGCACAGACUCUCAGGGUAACAAAUUUAAGCUCUUAUCUGAGCAUCAGGUCACUUCUUCUGGCGACAGGGACCGGCCCAGACGGGUAAAACCAAAGUGUGCUCCACCUCCACCACCAGUGAUGAGGCUCCUACAACAGCCAGCUGCCUGCUCAGAUGCAGCAGAAGAGCUGAGCAACGCGGCGGGAGCGCAGCACGCACUGGAGUCGAGCGAUGGGAGUAAGAAGGCAGCAGCAGCACCUGUUGGUGGAAAAUCUGGGAGGCCCGUGAUGCCUCCGCCUCAAGUGCCUCUGUCAUCGUCUUCCACCUCCCCAGUGAAAAUGGCCAACGGCACGGCUGGUGCAAAAGUAGCACUAAGAAAGACCAAACAGGCAGCCGAGAAAAUCUCCGCAGACAAAAUCAGCAAGGAAGCGCUGCUGGAGUGCGCAGAUCUUCUCUCAAGUGCCAUUGCCGAGCCAACACCAAACAGCCAGCUGGUGGACACGGGGCACCAGCUCCUGGAUUACUGCUCAGGCUACGUGGACUGCAUCCCGCAUACACGCAACAAAUUUGCCUUCCGGGAAGCUGUGAGCAAACUGGAACUCAGCCUGCAGGAACUGCAGGUGUCCUCAACAGCUGCUGGGGUCCCUGGGGCAAACCCCGUCCUUAAUAACUUAUUGUCAUGCGUCCAAGAAAUCAGCGAUGUGGUGCAAAGGUAGCUACUGUCAAUCUGGGUAAGAGAAAUACAGGCGGGGAGGGGGGGACUUUCUUUCUGUACUGAUGCUUUCAAAAGGAAAGACUGAUACUUGAGUAUGUGAAGUACCUCAGAUCACUGAGUUCUCCUCACGUUUACAGGUUCAUCUCAAAAAAAAAAAAAAGAAAAGGGGGAUGGAAGGGGUAGAUUAAAGCUGUAAAGGGGCAGAACAUCAAGUAUCUGUCCCUACCUUGCCACUCUGAUCUGCUCAGUGUGGUGAGGGAAGUCUUUGCUCUUCCCUCGGAGAGGCAGGAGAAUCGAUGGCAGGUUCUUGCUCUGGGAAGGACAGUUUGAUGUGUGAUGGCUGGAGUACUGGAGUGGCUGCAGGCUGUGCGGCUGUACAGAUCCUCCCCGCCUGCACAAACACACACUUUGCCCUCCCAACGAGGGGCAGGAAAGGCCCUGGGGCUGCCAUGGUACCAACCACCGAGCAGCCGGAGCUGGAGCAGCUCUGCAGGGGGAGGUUGCGUGCGGCUGGGGGAAAGGUCUAAUGCACUGACAGUGUUCAGAGCUGCUGGAGGUGGAUGCACUAGCCUGGAUGAUGGCUUACUUCCACAGCGCUGCUGCUGCUGUAAUGAGAACUGCAAAAUUAAGUUAAUAUAUGAAACUCUCCCUUUUCCCUCCUGUCCACCUUAUGUUCUCAUCUUCGUCGUAUCAGAAGCGUCAGGGAUGCUGGGCAGACUUACCACUGGAAUACCCCCUCCCCACCACACAGCCUCUGCUCAGCUCUUACCUAUUUCUAGUGGUCUAGCACGGGUGCUGCUUGUUGGUCUUUUGUGAGUAGUUUGGGGCUCUUGCACAACUUGCCAGUGUUGUUAUUGAGGGUGGGUGGGUUUGGUUUGUUUUUUUUUUUUUCUUUAAGCUCUAGUUUGUUUUUUACCUUGUUACCAGGUUGACUCCCCAGUUCAGUUCCAUCAUCUUGAGGACCCAUGGUAGGUCAGGCGGAGCCUCUGCCGCUCCUGGCUGCUCUCCACAUUCCUUUAGCAGGCGGAGAGCCGCCCGCCCACCGCGCACCCUCGCUGCUGCGGGGUUCCCUGGGCCCGUCCCUACUCCUGAUGUAACACAAACACUUCACGCUGACAGUGUCCUGGGGUUUGUUCUAGUGCUUACCCGUCUCACAGGCUUUCCACCUGCAUGUGAAGGUGACUAUGUAUGUCAGCACAUGGGGAAAUCACAGCCAUCUUUUUUUAAUUUAUUGCUGCAGUUUAAAGGCUAGAUCAGAAUCUCGCGUUAAGGCUCUACCCAGUGAGCUCCCACAAGGUUAUGGUCGCUGAUGUUUGCUGCCUACUGACAAUCCCAGGGUGAAAGCUGUCAUAUGCUUGAAGUUGUCUUCCUUGGUCCUAGUGCUCUUUGUAGCUGUCGUGAACUCAAAAAUCUGAUUUUCUGUGUAUACGCACAGCUCCCCGAGAUGUACAUGGACUGGCGAGUAGGAAGAGCUCAACUCACUGUUGGUUUGAGAGAGGAAGAAAACAGGCCUGAUACCUGGUUCCAAAUACACAUUACCCUGCAUGCUGCUGCUCACUUCACACUGUUGGUGAUGACAGAGGAUCUGGCUUGCUUUGCACCUUAAAUCUCUUAUUUUUGGCUAAAAUGCUUUUUUUUAAAAAACGUUUUUAAAGUGUGACUGUGCUGCUUUUAGUUUGAGCAUUUAGAAUUGAGCUGGGGCACAGGCGUGAAUGUAGAUGGGCACUUAUGUUUCUCUAGACACAUCACCCUGUUGAUGCUUGAACUCAGCUGGGCUGUCUCACUGAGCGUCCCUGUUUUUCCCAUGGAGCACAGUGAGACAGUGGCCUGAAAAAUCUUUAGAAAUGGGCUGGUGUCUGAGAAUCCUCUUUUUAUUACUGGUCUGUGGUAAACAGAGUUGUGUCACAAUGCAUGAAUGAGCACCAGUGGAGCAGCACGCAAAGCAAAACGGACCACGUGAACUUCACUGUCCCAAGUAAGUGAGAUGGUGAGAAAAAGAAAACAAAAAGCAAUCCCUCCGGCCCAACUGACAGGCAUUAAAGUGAAUUAAUUAUUCCUACAAGUCAGGUUUUUUCCCAGUGAGCUGGUGCCUAAGUGGAGACAAAGGAAAGUGCAGCGUGGGUUACUCAUCCUGACUUAGCAGCACCAGGCUGGCCCAACAAAGCCAGCUGUCUGGUUCUGCAGGAGGAUUUUGAGCUUGCCUGGGGUCCGCAGGGGAGGCCGAGUGACAAACGCUUAUCUUGUAGACUUUACUGAGGGCUUUUGUGGUUUACCUUAUCUCUUCCAGUCAUCUUUAUGGAAGGUGUGCAUCCCACACACCGGACUAACUGCCUUUGGAGAUAGGACCUGCAAAGGGGAAGAGGCUCGUGGUGUUGCUUCACGUGGCUUUUUAAACAAUCGGGAGCAUGGGAGCUUUCCUUGGGGCAGAAAGACAGACAAUCGUGUAGUUUCAUCAUUUUACUACUAAGCUUAGGACAAACAAGACUGAAACUGAAGUGAUUCUCAGGGGAAGGGUAUUUUAACCAGAAAAUUACAAGGAUCUUUGUCCAGUUCUGAUGAGUAUUUUGAAAAAAAGCCUUUUUGUUUUUUUCCGAAUGCCUGUCUUCCAGAAAAGCUGCAGGAGAAGUGAUAGAACAGCAACCAAUCCCUGGACUUUCUAACUGCUCAAACUCCCCUCUUUCAGCCCUUUCUGAAGAAACCAACCAUGCCCCAAGGAAGAACUAACUGCCCCCCCUGCUGCUCAUCCCCAAUUCCUUGCAGAUGCUGCGUGGUUUCUCCCUGUUCCUGACAGGGGUGGGCAGUGGGACAGCAGUGACAGAGGCUGAGGUGCAAAGGGACCUUUGGAGGUUGUCUGGUCCAGCAGCUGCCCAGGACCAUGUCCAGACAGCUGCUGAAUAUCCCCAGGGAUGGAGACUCCACAACUGCUGUGAGCAACACAGAAACCCCUUCAGGUCUGAUCCCUCCGGGGGAGGGAAAACACACAACAGAGGAGUUUGGGAUUUGUCUGUCAUCACUCCUAUGGAGAGCAUUUUCUCUGCUCUUACCUAUUGUCUGACAUCAGGUAGGUAGAUAGUGGCAGAGGUAGAGCUCAUUUAACGCUAGGGGUAUUUUUUUGUCCUAAAUAGGAGGCUGCAGGAUUGCUUCUGCUUCCAACCUUCCCAAACUGGAAUUUUCCCCUGCUCUCUGGUGGGAGAGCAAAAGGAGGGGACCUGGGAAAGUUGGUCCUGCUCUAACUCACCCGUCAGUUCUUCCUUCCACAGUUACUCUCCUAAAAUUAUUACUGUUCCUUCUCCCUUUUGCUAGGUUUGGCUUUCUGUUCAGCCUUAAAGGUCUCUACUUUAGCAGCUUCCCUGCUUUCCACCUUGCACAGUAUCUUCAGAGUAACCCGAGGAUGCUGGAGCCCCAUUAUUUGUGAAGCGCAGCACCUCUUGCUCCGGGGUUUAGGGUAGGGACAAAGUGUAAACUCCUGAUGUGUUUCCUCACCCCUGUCUGAAGCCUCAUGGGGUGCGGAUGCAAUUCCAGCCAGGCUCUCUCACAUGCACUAUAGAAUGGGCUGGAAUUUAAAGCAGUUGUCUCUGCAACAGGGGACGGCAUCACAGAGGGCCUGGUAACGCCAAGCACAAAGCACACGCUCGCAUGUGUGAGCCGACAUGGGGCACUUUCUCUUCCUGGCUACUGUGGGGAAUUAGCCGACUCACAGGUGCAAUUCUCUCUUCCUGCGCUGUACGCCCUUUUUAACCCCAAAGGGGUACACUCAGCUGUCUGGCUGGCAGCACUUCCAUUUUAUCCUAUUUUUCAUUAGUGUGGACAGGGGUGAAGCUGAAUUAAGAGUCUGGGUCUUGGGACUACAUCAAAUUUAGCUGCUGGGAAAGCGGAAUUGAACGGAGCAGCGUUGCUGACGCAGAAUGCAAUGGGGAAAGCGGGGCGGGAAGCUGUCUGUUCCCGUCCUCCUGACACAGAACAUUUCUGCUGAGCACCACUUGUGUCAGUGAGACACAGUCAGUGUCGGCACGCCAUCAGGUGUGCUGGUGCAGGAGUUCCACGGCACACGGCAGCAGGAACCAAACCCCACUGCGUGGGGCAGCAGCUGCGCCAAAACUGCUGCGUUAACAGAGCAGCCCCUCCCUGAAGGGCAGCGGGUGCGAGCAAGCAGGAUGGGUCACGCCGUGCAGUCACCGAGCAAAGAAAUCCCAACCCCAGUGUCUGCACCGCUUACCUGAGGCAGCUUCCCCAGCAGCUGAGGUGCUCGGCCUUGUGCUUGUGGCUGCUCUUGGGCAUCAUCAGCCACUGUGAGGAGCACUAAUGAAUCCAGAAGAUUUGCAAAUAUAUCAGGCUAUUGUCUUUUUAAAAACACUCAACCCAGCCCCGCUGCUCCUCCGUAGCCAGCAGGAAAACCAAGGGGUAGCGACUACAGCACGCUCGGAAACCUCCCAGUUCAGAAUGGGGUUGUGCUCCAGUUGCCUGUAGUGUAGAACAAACCUUCAGCCUGUUCCCUGGCGGUAGGAAAUACGAGGUUAUAGGACACCUGACUUACAAUACCUACACGGUAAGAAAUGUCUGUACCAAAGGAGGUCGUUAUGUGUCGGCACGCCGUUUGUAUCAGUAGUGAACUCAUUGAGGGCAGGAACGGAUUAAAACGAAACACGUUAAUCACCAAUCACUCUACCAGUGUUGUCAACUGUUUUUUGUUUUUAAUUGUUAUUGUAAUAUAUUUUGGUUGUUUUUCUAAUUUAAUUCUCUCACUAUCGUCUGACUGUGAACUGCGAACAGUGUUAAACUUGAUGUAAAUAAGGCUCUUUGAAGGGCCUCUUUGCCUGUCGUUCCACAAAGUUUUGCCAAUUUGCAUUUUGUUUUAAAUAAAGGUUGCAAUAUUUUAUUGGCAAAAA
Molecule: messenger RNA, 11554 nt
Organism: Columba livia (rock pigeon)
Lineage: Eukaryota; Metazoa; Chordata; Aves; Columbiformes; Columbidae
Gene: ABL2
Product: ABL proto-oncogene 2, non-receptor tyrosine kinase
Exons: 11
Coding region: 3307-6669 (1120 amino acids)
Biological process (GO): regulation of apoptotic process; protein phosphorylation
Molecular function (GO): ATP binding; protein binding; non-membrane spanning protein tyrosine kinase activity
Source: RefSeq, a predicted model, not a curated record